Messenger RNA from Rattus rattus (black rat), 690 nucleotides. RefSeq names its product mago homolog, exon junction complex subunit (gene Magoh). Gene Ontology annotation, biological process: RNA splicing. The transcript is spliced from 5 exons. The record is from RefSeq and is a predicted model, not a curated record. Gene Ontology annotation, cellular component: catalytic step 2 spliceosome; exon-exon junction complex; nucleus. The coding region runs from base 109 to 549 and encodes 146 amino acids. Lineage: Eukaryota; Metazoa; Chordata; Mammalia; Rodentia; Muridae.
CGGACGUCAUUUCCGCGCGCCACCAUUACGCCGGUGUGGGGCUCAGACCGCAGACAGUGUUAGUGUCAUCUGUUCCUAAAGUUCGGUCUUGCUUGUCCCUUGCGAAGCAUGGAGAGUGACUUUUACCUACGUUACUACGUGGGUCACAAAGGCAAGUUCGGUCAUGAGUUCCUGGAGUUUGAAUUCCGACCUGACGGUAAAUUGCGUUAUGCCAACAACAGCAAUUACAAAAAUGAUGUCAUGAUCAGGAAAGAGGCUUAUGUACAUAAGAGUGUGAUGGAAGAAUUAAAGAGAAUUAUUGACGACAGUGAAAUCACCAAAGAAGAUGACGCUCUAUGGCCCCCUCCUGAUCGAGUGGGCCGGCAGGAACUCGAAAUUGUCAUUGGAGAUGAGCACAUUUCUUUUACAACAUCAAAAAUUGGUUCCCUUAUUGAUGUCAACCAGUCCAAGGAUCCAGAAGGCUUGCGAGUGUUUUAUUAUCUUGUCCAGGACCUGAAGUGUUUAGUCUUCAGUCUUAUUGGAUUACACUUCAAGAUCAAGCCAAUCUAGAUUGGAUAUUGUGGACACAAGGCGGGUGGGAGUUUUUAGUUACCGGAAUUAGGAAUUUUCUGUAUAUUGGGGCAAUUUUUAUAAACAAUAAAUGAAGGUCUUUAAUAAAUGUGGUAACAUCUUUUUUGUUAUUUUUCUAAA